Messenger RNA from Sesamum indicum (sesame), 852 nucleotides. RefSeq lists its product as uncharacterized. Gene Ontology annotation, cellular component: chloroplast envelope. Lineage: Eukaryota; Viridiplantae; Streptophyta; Magnoliopsida; Lamiales; Pedaliaceae. The record is from RefSeq and is a predicted model, not a curated record.
UUCAGUCCGUCAUCCUCCCAUAAAUCCUACUGGUCGUCUCCUACUCCUCCAGCAAAAAAUCCAAAUUCUUAUCUUCGCAAAGAACGAAUAAAACUCAUCAGCUGUUCUCCUUCGUGACUUUAUACUCUCAAGAAAUAAAGUCCCAUUCCCGCAUUAAUUUUGUUCGCUGUUAUUAAACGGAUAGUGCAAAAUCUUACAGCAAUUGUCGAUUAGUAAUAAAAUAGUACAGCAAAUGUCGAGAAAAGGAGGAGCUGCUCUGCCACAAGAUGUCCCUUGGAGAGCAUCCUCUGCUGCGAAACCAAUUCCGAAAAUUCAUCACUCUCCCGUUCUUCGCGUCCCUCAGACCCCUUAUUCCAAUUACGCCUUCUCCGUUAUGAAGCAUGAAGAUCCAAUUGGGAGUGGGCUAGGUAAAGAGGCUGUGGUUGAAGCUGCUGGGCCAGACUGCCUUGUGCCUGGACAAACUGCCCCCAUCAAAUUACUUGGUCUUAAGAUAUGGCCCAUUGAAAUGGACUUGAAGUUUAUGGAACCUGUUGGGCGGGAACUGAAAUCAAUUGGAAGAUUCAUGGAUUCAGCUGUAGAUCUUAUGAACAAAUCGUUUAUUGAUCGCUAGUCGAUAUAUUUGGAAUGCGCAAGUCUGCUGCUAGAGCUGCAGUAGGACAUGCAGAGGACUCCUGGGAAAUGGACUGCGACGACAUUCUGUUUUAGUCAUCUGAAUGUGUUCUAUUUUUCCUGUCCAAAGUUGCGCUUUAACAAUCUGGAAGUAUGUACAUUGAAGAGUUAAUUCAAACGGCAAUUACACUAAGAGGAUAUAUUUUAAUCCUUGAAGUCGAUAUUCACUUUCUCUUUUGGUCA